AUGGCCAAAGACUACGACUCCGACUCCCCAGGCCCUUACGAGGGCUCGAACGAGAAGGCCCUCGGCAACGACUUUACAACCCCUGUUGACGAUGACUCGACCGACAACCAACCCAGGCAGGAGGAGACGCACCGCUCCCUCAAGCCUCGCCAGAUCAGCAUGAUUGCCAUUGGCGGAGCGAUCGGCGCUGGGUUCCUCGUUGGCUCAGGGACAUCGCUGUCGCGCUCUGGACCGGCAUCAAUGCUCAUCGCUUACAUCUGCAUGGGAUUCUGCUGUUUCGCCACGAUGAUUGCUCUCGGUGAGAUGUCGACCAAGUUCCCCACCAAGAAGGGCUUUGCAGGCCACGCAACCCGCUGCGUCGACCCUGCGCUCGGCUUCGCCACCGCCCUCAUCUACCUGUGCAAGUACCUCAUCGUGUCGCCGAACCAGCUCGUCGCGGGGUCCUUGAUGAUCAGGUACUGGAGUGACCUCAACGGCGCAGUGUGGGUCACCAUCCUCGGUGCGCUCGUGUUCGCCAUCAACCUGCUGGGCAUCAAGUGGUUUGGCGAGGUCGAGUUCUGGCUCAGUCUCUUCAAGAUCACCGUCCUCACUGGCCUGAUUAUCCUCGGCCUUAUUAUCGACCUUGGCGGUGUUCCUGGCCAGGACCGCAUCGGCUUCCGUUACUGGAAGAAGGCGGCCUUCAAGUCGUACAAGAUCCCUGGCAAGAAGGGACAGUUCCUCGGUUUUGUUAACGCCCUCGUCCUCGCAUUACUCGCUUUCAUGGGCAGUGAGCUGCUCGGUAUGACUGUCGGUGAGGCCAAGAACCCUCGCAAGACCAUCCCCUCGGCUGUUAAGAAGACAUUCUUCCGCAUCGCCUUCUUCUUUGUCUUCGGAACCUUUGUCGUUGGACUCGUCGCCGACUCGACGUCGCCCCUUCUGGCGACAGGUAGCGGUAGCCACGGAGGCUCCUCCGCCUCUCCUUGGGUGGUGGCCAUCAAGCUCGCCAACAUCAAGGUGCUCCCUGGAAUCAUCAACGGCUGCCUGCUCGUCUACACCAUUUCGGCCGCCGUCUCUGACCAGUACAUUUCCUCUCGCACGCUCUACGGCAUGGCGAUGGACGGACACGCUCCGGCAUGCUUCAAGUACUGCACUCGACGCGGCGUCCCAAUCACUGCGUUCGCCUUCACCGGCGCUUUCAUGGGCCUGGCAUACUUGGUCGCAGCCGACUCUGCCCUCGUAAUCUUCAACUACUUUGUCAACACCGUCACGCUCUUCGGCGGCCUGUCGUGGAUUGCCAUCCUUGGCUCGCACAUUGGCUUCAUGAGGGGCCACAAGGCGCAGGGCAUCCCCAGGUCGGCUCUUCCCUUCGCCUUCCGCUUCCAGCCGUACAUGUCGUGGAUCGCUCUCGUCAUCACCUUGGUCCUCAUGCUCUUCAAGGGCUUCGACUCAUUCCUCCCCAUCAGCAAGUUCUCUACGACUGGAUACAAGUCCUUCAUCACCCACUACAUCGGUCUCCCAGUGUUCGUCUUCGGCUACUUUGGAUACAAGAUUGUGCACAAGACCAAGAUUGUCGACCCCAAGACCAUGGACCUCGUGGCCGGUGGUCGCGAGUUCCACGAUGUGGUGGAGGAUGAUGAGGAGGAGGUGGCGUACAAGGCCAUGACGUUUAAGCAGAAGGUCGGUUACCAGAUUAAGAACUGGUAG
This is a messenger RNA of Vanrija pseudolonga, 1683 nucleotides long. RefSeq names its product Dicarboxylic amino acid permease. The transcript has 3 exons. Gene Ontology annotation, biological process: amino acid transmembrane transport. The record is from RefSeq and is a predicted model, not a curated record. The coding region runs from base 1 to 1683 and encodes 560 amino acids. Gene Ontology annotation, cellular component: membrane. NCBI's taxonomy places the organism in Eukaryota, Fungi, Basidiomycota, Tremellomycetes, Trichosporonales, Trichosporonaceae. Gene Ontology annotation, molecular function: amino acid transmembrane transporter activity.